AUGAAUGGUACCAACAUUGCUGGUGUCAUGUACACAACCCAUUCCGUUCUCAAAAGGAGCAUGUGGCCCGCAAAGCGUGGAACUAUCAUCAACGUCUCAUCCGUGACUGGCUUGGAAUGUCCUCCAUUUGAUGGCGAGGCUGUAUAUCAUGCGAAUAAGGCCUGCAUCGAAGGAUUUUCCAAUAGCCUGCGAAUGGAAACAGCUGGCUCGGAUAUCCGGGUUUUGGUACUGCGACCAGGAUGUGUUGCUACCAAUUUCCACUUUCAGAGAGUGAAAUAUGACAAGGAUGCCAUGGAUGAGUUUUUCUACGGUUAUGAGCCUUUGGUGUCUGAGGAUCUUGCCGAUGCAGUUUGCUUCAUGCUAAGCCGCCCUGGGAGAACUUCUAUCAAGGCACUCGAUUGUGUUCCAACUGCACAAAGAUCACUGACCCGAUUUGACCGAGAAUGGAAUUCCAGGCGGAAUGAGAAUGUUGACAGUUAG
This is a messenger RNA of Penicillium olsonii, 480 nucleotides long. NCBI's taxonomy places the organism in Eukaryota, Fungi, Ascomycota, Eurotiomycetes, Eurotiales, Aspergillaceae. The record is from the annotation of a GenBank genome assembly.